This is a messenger RNA of Ostertagia ostertagi, 534 nucleotides long. The record is from the annotation of a GenBank genome assembly. Lineage: Eukaryota; Metazoa; Nematoda; Chromadorea; Rhabditida; Trichostrongylidae.
AUGGCAGAUACGGACAGCAGUAGUAGAGAAACAACUCCACGAUCUUGUGAGGAAUGGUGGAGUGCUCGUGGCAAUCGCACCCGAUUGCCAGUCUCCGGAAAGAACGUCACUAUCGACUUGGACGGUGGUGGUCCAAUGAAGUCGAUGCAGGUUGUGUGCAAAAUGAUGAAAGACGACAUGGGAAUUGCCACCAUCCUGGAACACGACCUGAAGCGACCGAUAUUUGUAACUGGUGACAAUAAUCCGGGUGUCGUCCGCAAAGCUCUCAUAUACGGAGUUUCAACAGAGCAGAUGGAUCGUCUCGUUGAAGGUUUUGAAUCGUGUUCACAGUACAUGCGGUUUUCCUGCCGUGGUGGUGCUCGUCUGAUGACGCAAGAAUGUGCAAUUGUGACUUCUGGAGAAGAUGCAACCGACGAGGGAGUCAAUCCGUAUUCUCAGCUGCUCCCUGUAACGGGUUUGUUCCUAGGCGGUACAACGAAGGCAUCGUCAAUCGAAGUGGAAAUGGGCACUGAUUUGCAAGCUCGACGAGCGUAA